AUGGCGGACCAAACCCUUCACAUAGCAAUGAACCCAUGGUUUGCUCUUGGCCAUCUUACUGCGUUCCUUCAUAUGGCGAACAAGCUUGCAAAGAGAGGCCAUAAGGUCUCAUUCUUCGUACCAAAAAAUGCAUCACUCAAACUGGAACAUCUCAAUCUCCAUCCACAUCUCAUCUCCUUCAUUCCCAUCAAGGUCCCCCACGUUAAUGGCCUCCCUUCUGGGUCUGAAACCACCCAUGAUGUUCCAUUUUCGUUACGGUUCCUUCUCGUGAAGGCAAUGGACCUCACUGAGCCUUUCAUUGAAGCUGCCCUGCGAGAUCUCAAACCCCAGUUCAUCUUCUUCGACUUUCAGCACUGGAUGCCUCAGUUGGCACGUCGCUUAAGAACCAAGGCUUUUCAUUUCUGCACAAUAAGCCCUGCGUCUGUUGGUUAUCUGUUAAGUCCUGAAAGGAAGGUCCUGGAAGAGCAUGCUGCCACAGAAACUGAUUUCAUGGCCCCUCCACCUAGCUUUCCUCCUUCGGCCAUUACGGUUCAACUAUAUGCAGCUAGAAUGUUGGCCAAAGUUUCUGUGAAGGAACCUGAUGAGGAUAAUGGAGUUUCGUUCAUAGAGAGAAAUGUGAUCGCUUUCACUGACUGUGACGCCAUUGUUUUCAAAACAUGCAAGGAAAUAGAAGGGCCCUACAUUGAUUACCUCGAACGGCAAUUCAACAAGCCAAUCUUUCUAGCAGGACCAGUUUUGCCCCAUCCACCACCAAAUUCAACCUUGGAAGAAAGAUGGGUGAAAUGGCUGGGAAGUUUCAGUCCAAGAUCAGUAAUCUUCUGUGCAUUUGGAAGCGAAUGCAUUCUAAAGAAAGACCAGUUUCAGGAACUUCUCUUAGGUCUUGAACUCACAGGUAUGCCUUUUCUAGCUGCACUAAAACCUCCCAUGGGAACUGAAACAAUUGAGUCAGCAUUGCCUGAAGGGUUUGAUGAGAGAGUAAAAGGAAGAGGGAUUGUUUAUGGAGGUUGGAUUCAACAGGUUUUAAUGUUAAAUCAUCCUUCUGUGGGUUGUUUUCUAAGUCAUUGUGGAUCUGGGUCCAUGACAGAAGCAUUAUGCGGUGAAGCUCAACUGGUACUGUUACCUAAUUUUGGAGAUCAGUUCAUAAAUUCAAAAGUGAUGAGUGAGGAUCUGAAAGUUGGAGUGGAAGUUGAGAGAGAAGAAGAAGAUGGAGUCUUCACGAGGGAAAGUGUGUGCAAGGCUGUGAAAGUGGUUAUGGAUGGUGACGGUGAAAUAGGUCAAAAGAUCAGAAGUAAUCACAAUAAAUGGAGACAGUUGUUGCUUGCAACUGGACUUGAAGAUGCUUAUCUCGAUGAAUUUGUUCACAAGUUACGUUCUCUGAUCUAUUAAUCUUGAAUUGAGAAGAUUCAAGCUGUUCAUUGAGCCACGGUUUAUCUUGAGAUUGUGCUACACACACACACACAUAUAUAUGUGCAAUAAUUUUCUGAGCUCAAGUUAUUUCAUCAUGCAGCUGGAAAUUAGCUAUAAUAUAUCCUUUUAUCUCUCAACUCGGUUUAAUUUGGCUGCCAAUAUGAGUAACUGUCUUGUAUCUAGUAAUCUAGAGCUUUUAUGUUUUGACCUGUAAACUUUUCUUUAAAUUCGUAUUUGGCAAGUGUAUUGUUGUAUUUGUACUUUUGCUUUUUCAUAUAAUAUAAUUAGUUUUUUUUAA
This is a messenger RNA of Neltuma alba, 1705 nucleotides long. Its product is annotated as anthocyanidin 3-O-glucoside 2''-O-glucosyltransferase. NCBI's taxonomy places the organism in Eukaryota, Viridiplantae, Streptophyta, Magnoliopsida, Fabales, Fabaceae. Gene Ontology annotation, molecular function: UDP-glucosyltransferase activity. The coding region runs from base 1 to 1386 and encodes 461 amino acids. The record is from RefSeq and is a predicted model, not a curated record. The transcript has a single exon.